CUGUCCAUCCACGCGACCACACCCCCGCAACUGCAGAUCCCCAAUUCGUUUAUUUCUUCCCACCGAGCCAAGCUGCGACGACGGCGGUCGCAGCGUCGCCUUCCCUCCCUCCGUACCGCCGACGCCGACGAGCAUAUUGGGCCGAGCGCCCGAGCACCUCUCCUGUCAGCAGCGGCACUCGCCAUUCCAAGUACGAGGUCGACGCGCUGUGGGGCUUGCUGAAACGAGCAGGUCUACCCCCAAGUGAAAUCAGGGUCUUCAAGAUAGCUUACUGAGAUGUGGGGUUUUGCAUCAAACGCUUGGGCAGCUGGGCUGGAGAAGAGGAGUUCCCCAAACCGCACUUCCUCGAGUGCUGCUUAUUCUGACGACGAAGCAUCCUCGUGCACAAGCAGGGAAGAAGGCCUGGAGUGCCCGAUAUGUUGGGAGUCUUUCAACAUAGUGGAGAAUGUGCCUUAUGCGCUAUGGUGCGGACACACCAUGUGCAAGAACUGCAUCCUAGGGCUUCAAUGGGCCGUCAUCAAAGUCCCAACCGUGCCGAUCCAGCUACCGUUCUUCAUCUGCUGUCCCUGGUGCAACCUCCUGUCGCCCCGCGUACUUUACAAGGGGAACCUCACGUUCCCACGAAAGAACUAUUUCCUCCUCUGGAUGGUCGAGGGGAUGAACGGCGAGCGGGCCAGAUCACGCCCAGCUAUUCGCAGCGAGCAGCAUACUCCGUGGCUCUCAAGCAGCAGCAGCGUGGCAAAUGGAAAUGCAGGCUGUUCAAAUCCCACUCGACGCCACCUCCCGCCACCAUCUGUUGACACUUCGCCCACCAACGCAAAUCAUGCCAACUACGGGGGGUCCCCUCUGCUGAACGCAGGGAGGGUACAAGCUUCGCUGCGCAAAUCCCUGUCGUUCCUGGUCCACCUGACUGCCAAGUUUCCCCUGGUGUUCGUCUUCCUCCUCAUAGUGCUGUAUGCGAUCCCAGCCAGCGCAGCAGUCCUGUUACUGUAUAUCCUUAUCACUGUGCUGUUUGCGCUUCCCUCGUUCCUGAUACUGUAUUUUGCAUAUCCGAGCCUGGACUGGCUUGUUAGAGAGAUCUUUGCCUGAGAUUUUUUGUUCGGAAAAAAAAAUCUCAAUGCUGUUGUUGGGGUCUGUGUAACUGAAUUCUCCCUAGAUUUUGUUGCAAGUGUUGAAGUUAUUGCCAAGUUUUGGUUUUGGACCCAUGCCGACAUGUGAUAGAUAUGUUUACCUCAAGUCUCCAUGGUAUGGAAGGUCCUCUGUUGCUGUGUUGCAUUGCAACACAUCAGCGUGCUCUGUGCUGCUGACAUCUGUUAUGUUGGCUUGUAUCGCUUGAGUGCUUGGAAUGGCAGGGAUUGACGAAGUGUGGGGGUAUCUGAAAAGAAAAGUUCUUUUUUUUUCUGG
Zea mays is the source of this 1404-nucleotide messenger RNA. Its product is annotated as RING zinc finger protein-like. The transcript is spliced from 3 exons. The record is from RefSeq and is marked validated. The coding region runs from base 277 to 1089 and encodes 270 amino acids. NCBI's taxonomy places the organism in Eukaryota, Viridiplantae, Streptophyta, Magnoliopsida, Poales, Poaceae.